CUGGAGGCCUGAGAUUCUCUUUCCACCUACUAGUUGGAGAAGUUACCGUAACCUUACAGGAUGUGCAAAGCCUGUGGGGUUUGAGAGCAAACGGUCGUGUUUUCAUUGGCUGUGACUACCCUAACGGAUAUGAAGAUUGGCCCAGCAAGUGUCAAGAUCUUUUGGGAUGGAUACCUAACGUAGAAACAGAAAAGAAGCAGGGCGGUUUGUUAAUGACAUCUCUGAUCCACCAAGCGACGAUACCUUUGGGUGAUGGGUUGCAUGCUUAUGCAUACAUCCAAAGGGCACGUAUACAUGCCCUGAUCUUGUUAGGGGGACUUAUUAUAUCGGACACCACAGUGUGCAAGGUCCCCUUUAUGUGGUUAAAUGUCUUUGAAGAUCUGAAAGAAGUAUCUACUAUCAGUUGGGCUAUGGGCGUGGGAAAGAUGCCCACAUUGAUGUCAUUCUUUGUGAUAUCGCUUAUGCAUACGCCGUAUACCCCGUGUGGAGCCAAGUGGCACGGGGUUACUGAAAUAGGAAAUGCUCCCCGAUAUUCAGUUGUUCAUUAUCGUGAUCAAUUAUCACUGAUUCAUCUCGGCCAGUUUCUGUGGACACCGUAUGCAGAUUGUAUCUUGCCUGAUUACUGCAUUGAUUCGACUACUUCCUUCUUGUGCGACACUUACUUAGUGUGCUGGUCAUUUGUCGAGGUACACGAGGCUGACCGAUUUUGCCGAUAAUUUAACCGCUACCAUCGUAUUCCUGAGUACCGUGUUAAGAUGCUAAAGAAUAUCGGACAUUUGUGUAAAAGUCACCGCCGUGGGAUGAAGGGCACUGAUUGGGCAAAGAAACAUAAAUUCUUCAUUGAAGAGAGGGAUAUAAGCCACGACAGGUUCCAAUCAACUUUUGACCAUGCAACAACGACCAUGGAAGGUCGCAUUAAUCCGGGCUAUAUGGCGUGGUACAAUAGGAUCACAGUGUCGUACCUAACUCAACCUGGGACACAGUCAACUGCUGGUAUGAACGAGUCAGCCUCUUUUAUGAAAUUAAUGGUUGAGACCCUUCAGGGGAUAUGGUCCUCUGAACAUGACAACGAUCCUCGGUUACUGAAGAUUCGAGAAAUGGUUGUUGAGGCCCUUCGUGCGACGAACUAUAUUGAUGUGAUGGAGUAUCCAACUUCGCAAUGGCGAGAUGUGGUCAUGCCGCCACGCCUACCAACUUCUUUUUCGUCAUGGACUGACGGGUGUUCGGAUGUGUCCACAGGUAUGCACGACGGCAUAGGUUGUCGCAGUCGCAACAAUCGUAGCAUGUGUAUGAUGUACCAGAGCCACUGAAUCCAGAGUACGAUCCCCCUAGUUGGUCUGUCUACUUAAGGUCACAGUCUCAGUUCAGUGGUGCAAGCCACGAGCACUCACAAUGGGGAGCAUGAGUAUCAUGUGAUUCUUUCUUUGGCGGUAGAUCUGAUUGGAAUGCAGCUCUAGCACGAUGUGAUCCAUAUUUCCUGAAUUAUCAAUUUGUGGCUCAUGUGGAAGAAGAAGAGGGUCAGGAAGGAGAAGGUGGGGAAGAAGGGGGCGGGGAAGAAGAUGAAGUAAUAUCUCGACCACCCACCGAGGGAUCGUCACGACCAACUGUGAAGAGUUCAUUAAGUAAGAUUGGGAAGGUUAUGCACAAUGUAUUCAAAAGAUUUUCAACAAGGAAAAACAAAGGGAAAGCUCCAACAAAAUUCACGGGUUCGGGGAAAUAGGUCUUUGAUAGGGGUUGGCAUCAUAUGUUAUCUUUCAUUGUGAACUUAUACGCUGUAAUGGUCUUUGGUGAACUUAUUUUUCUAAAUAUGUUGGUAUUUGUUUA
Messenger RNA from Salvia hispanica, 1824 nucleotides. NCBI's taxonomy places the organism in Eukaryota, Viridiplantae, Streptophyta, Magnoliopsida, Lamiales, Lamiaceae. The record is from RefSeq and is a predicted model, not a curated record.